CGGGACUGAUCCAAGGAAUGGAACGCCCAUUUCAUGUGACAUCUGAGCAGCACCUCCAGUGUUUUUUGGAAAUAUUUCAGAUGUCACUUUACAUUUAGGACAAACAAAAGCCGACAUAUUUUCAACCACACCCAAUACAGCAAUCAAAAUACCAAUGAUCGAAAUAUUCGAGUCAAAGUUGUUGAAUUCAGUAUUUUAUAGCGUCAUAAAAAUGCAGAUAGUGGCGUUCCAAUAGAUAUAUUUUAUGCUGACAACAUAUUUUCGAAAAUACCUAGGCACCAAAAGAAUUUAUUUGUAAGAACUUCUACUGUUAAACACAACUUUGUACUGAAUUGAAAUGGCAAAACUAUGUGAGGAGCCGCUGAAGGGAUGUCACGUGUGUGGAUACAGAGUAAUGAAUUAUACCCCAGAAUUUAUUCAACUACUUAAGACAGAAUUUAGUGAAUUAAAAGAUUUUAAAAUAUUUUUGAAUAAUUACAAUGAAAAUCCUGAUUUGGUUAAUGACUUGUGUGAGAAAUGUCAAAUAUCGAAAUGGCGAAAAAUAAAGCAUACAAAUUUCAAUCAAGUGAAACAACAUAACCCGACUGCAGAUACUCCGAGAAAAAGCUUUUGGUCUUACACAUUUGUUUUAAUAAUAAUAGUAUCACUGUUAGGAGGAUACCUGUCAAGUAACUUUGAUAAUUUUUUCAAGAAUUCCAACACUAACGGUCUCAGUAAAGAUAAAUUGAAGACCACAAUGAUGUCACUAAAGAAUCAUUUUCCGUCGCUGCAGCAGAGCAUGAUAAAAAAACUAGGUGGUGCUUUUAUGCGACUUCAAUCUCCGGGUGAACCAAUUGUUUUCAUGCUUUUACAUAACGACGCCAACAAACAGACUACUGACUGCUUAGCAUCCUAUGCAAGCAUUUCAGCCAAACAAUAUAUAUUCACCAACUCCGCCCAUGGCUUGUGGAUGAAUGGGUCGGAGUGGACUAGUUAUUCGGACCGCAAUCACGAAGACUUGUUCUACGAAAAGCUGAAUGCACCGCUCGAGAAGAACGAAGUGCUGGUGUUGGAAAACUUGCAAGACUUGCCGUGGUCGUUGGCCAAGGCGCUGCACCACCUGUGUGACUCAGAAAAUCCGAAGUACGCAAAGGCCAUGUACAUUCUGGAACUCAGGGUAAAUGGUGACCUGCAACAGCUGUCCGACGGCGACAAAAUAGUAGCAGCCGAGCGGACUAUGAACAUGGCGUGGCAAGAUGCGCCGAACGAGUUCAGAGAGCCACUGAUCGCCCGGCUCACGUCAUUCGUGGACGCCGUGCAGUGGGAAUCGGACAAGGCAUGUCAUGCAGAAUCUUUCAUCAGGAUUUCGCCAUGAAUAUCUUCUCACUCUAAUGCUGCCUCCAUAUUAUAAUCAGCUGACAAUUGAUUCACUUGUUCACUGUGCGCUCAUAUAAUGAUAAUAUUAUUAAAUUUGAAUCGUGAUUUUUGUAUCACCAUUUUUCUACCUACGCGCAUCCACUGGGAUGUAGUUUUUUAUACUCUAUUAUCAAUUAUAUUUAUAAUUGUAGUACAUAUCUAUAAAAUUAAUGGUAUAUAUUAUUAUUAUAUAUAUCACCUAUACCUAAUGAUAUAUUAUAUUUUGUGUUAUUAAUAAAUACAAUAAUUCAAUAGAAUUUACAA
Molecule: messenger RNA, 1659 nt
Organism: Metopolophium dirhodum (rose-grain aphid)
Lineage: Eukaryota; Metazoa; Arthropoda; Insecta; Hemiptera; Aphididae
Exons: 5
Coding region: 338-1354 (338 amino acids)
Biological process (GO): membrane organization
Cellular component (GO): membrane
Molecular function (GO): ATPase activator activity
Source: RefSeq, a predicted model, not a curated record